AUGCACUCCUUUUCUUCGAGGUGCAUAGGUGACAGAGUGGUUCACCAGCACAUUGACUUGAUGUCGAUUUUAGAAGCUCAGUGGCGUGAGAGCACACAAUCUGCGGCGUGUUUGCUGUCAGUGAUUGUGGAAGGGCUGGCACAAUCUUUGGAGCCUUCCGAAGGAUUCCCGGGGCGGGGUCGUGCCUCCGUACUCCGUUUUCAGUGUGGUGAUGAUUUCAAACUAGCGCUAGUCACGGAUGUCUGGCACGUGCCAAUGACACUGGUGAUGAGACACAGAGAGUACGUCGACUAG
Molecule: messenger RNA, 294 nt
Organism: Eimeria necatrix
Lineage: Eukaryota; Apicomplexa; Conoidasida; Eucoccidiorida; Eimeriidae
Exons: 3
Coding region: 1-294 (97 amino acids)
Source: RefSeq, a predicted model, not a curated record